AUGAGUUCUCCAAAGAGGCGCAUCGAGACCGAUGUACGUCAACAGCCAUGCACAGCGCGUCAAGAUAAGAGCAAGAGCUAAUAGGCCUUUUUCUUGCGGAUGCAGGUCAUGAAGUACGCUUCUUACAACUCUCAGCUAUGGACAGAGUACUAAUGAAGAUGUAGGAUGUACGUUUCAUGCCGACCGCGACUACCCGAAGGCUCAGCGACUGAUGCAUGGCAGGCUUAUGAGCGACUAUGAGGUCACACUGGUCAACGACAACAUGUUCGUUUCCUCUCGAAUACGGUCGACGCCACACCGCGAUACCACUGACACAGCGCAGGCAAGAGUUCUACGUCAGGUUCAAGGGGCCUGAGGACACACCCUUCCAUGGCGGACUCUGGAAAAUCCACGUCGAGCUACCCGACCAGUACCCUUACAAAAGCCCUAGCAUUGGCUUCGUGAACCGCAUCUUCCACCCAAACAUCGAUGAACUGUCCGGCUCAGUCUGUCUCGACGUCAUCAACCAGACGUGGUCGCCCAUGUACGAUAUGAUCAACAUCUUUGAGGUCUUCAUCCCCCAGCUGCUUGCAUACCCCAACCCCACCGAUCCUCUCAAUGGCGAAGCGGCCGCGCUCCUCAUGCGAGAACCGAAGAGUUACGAUGCGAAAGUCAAGGAAUAUGUUCAGAAGUACGCUUCCAAAGACAUUUCCGAAGACUCCGACAAGGAUGAUGACGACGAUGACGACAUGAGCUCAGUCGGCAGCUACGAAUCGGGCGACGACGAAGCAGCAGGCAACAUGGACGACAUCUAA
Messenger RNA from Ascochyta rabiei, 794 nucleotides. RefSeq names its product E2 ubiquitin-conjugating enzyme. The coding region runs from base 237 to 794 and encodes 185 amino acids. The record is from RefSeq and is a predicted model, not a curated record. Gene Ontology annotation, biological process: protein polyubiquitination; ubiquitin-dependent protein catabolic process. The transcript is spliced from 5 exons. Lineage: Eukaryota; Fungi; Ascomycota; Dothideomycetes; Pleosporales; Didymellaceae. Gene Ontology annotation, molecular function: ubiquitin conjugating enzyme activity. Gene Ontology annotation, cellular component: nucleus.